AUGGCCGAGUCUACGCUUCCCUCGACGCUCGACAGCGCCUUCGAGGCACCUCUCAAAGAUCAAUAUGACCCUGUCCGCCUGACCUCCGAAAACAUCGUGCCGAUACUCGAGCUGCCCCUCGCAAAGAAGCUCCUGGGCCACAAUGCCUCCUACAGCGACACCAUUGCUAAGGUCGCCCGCGAUGAAACUUCCUAUACCACUUUCGUCGCCGACCAAGCCCGCACCGCCCUGCAGACCCCAUGCGAAGGUCUGACCUCCGAACAAACACAAUCGCAGAUCCUACACAUCGGUUUAGCUGCUCUGUUCAGCUUCCUGCAGGCGAAUGUCACCGGUCCUCCCCUCGAAUUCAACUCGGCCGAUACUGUCCUCCCCGCUGCCCUCCGAGCCGAUGUUCCUACCCUGCGCGCUGUUCGAAACAAGAUUGUCAGGGAAUGGUCUGUUGAUGGAGAAGCUGCAUACAAGCUCACGCCGAACCCCGAGCUGUUCGCUGUUGCAAAGGCUCUGCUUUCUGAUGCAGGUCUUCGGGGUGCAGUCGCAACUAAGACUGCUCGCAUGCGCGUCAACUUCCUCCACCAGAAGAUGCUGUCGGAAGUUACGAGCACAUUGCAGGAUGUGAUUUAUAAGGAUGCGGACGAGUUGACCAAGUCGGAACUCAAUCCUGACGAACAGAGCCACUUCUUGCUGGAGCGCGCAAUUAUCAAUACUUACCACGGAUUUGAUGGCAAGGCACGGGCGGAUCUUGAUCAGGCUUGCAAGGCUCGGAAUUUCGAGUUCGCCUUGACAGGACAAAUGGGAAAGCGCACCAAGUUCCAGGAACGCGAUACCAGUCAGCUUGUGGUUAUUGCUAAGAGUGCUGGGGAAACAUCUAAGAAUGCCGAGGCCUCUGGCCCCAAGAAGUUGGAUUUGAACGAUGAUACCCUUCUGGAAGCUAUUUCGUUUGCCGAUAAGAAGUCGGGUACGGUUCAAAAUGAACUUCCCACGGCGCUUCAGUCCGUCGACCCUAAUGACCAACCGAUUUUGAACCCGGUUGACUCUGCCAUUCUGCUGGCGAUGGCCUCUGCAAUCACGAACACGGCACCAGAGAACGGAUUGACUCGCGAGGAAACACAGCCCUAUGCAACUCGGGUGCUGGAGGGUGGAAGCUCCAACUGGCAAAUCUAUACUGAGGCACUUCUUGUCCGCAGUCGUGUGGAAGGAUAUCGUGCCCGUACAGUUGAACGGUCCGUCCUGCAAAUGCAGGCGCUUGUUGACCAGGUUAUCGCUGAUACAGCUACCGAUGACUCGGCGGCCCAACAACCAUCUUCUGAGCCCACUACUUUCCUGCCGCGUCCUGAAAAGUCCGAGUCGGCCCCGGCCGCUAGCCGUCUGGAAUACGUCUGGCUCAUGAACUUCUCGACUCGCUGGAAGUUGGAGGCUGAGCUGGCUAAGCGCUGGGUCGAGCUGGGUGGUCUGCGCACAGCUCUUGAUAUCUACGAGAGACUCCAGAUGUGGGCUGAGGCAGCUCUCUGCUAUGCUGCAACUGAGCGAGAGGAGAAGGCUAAGGCUAUGGUGCGUCGUCAAUUGUACGAGGCCACUGGCCAGGAUGAAGACGACGAGAAUGAGCAGUUCGAAGGCCCCGAGCGGUCACCUUUGCCUGCGGACGCACCUCGUCUCUUUUGUAUUCUUGGAGAUAUCGAUAAGGAUGAAAAGUUCUAUGAGCGUGCUUGGGAUGUUUCUGGCCAGAGAUAUGCUCGCGCUCAACGAUCUCUGGCACGACACUACCUUGCCCUUACACCGCCAGAAUUGGAAAAGGCGGAGGAUGCCUACCGCAAGAGCUUGCACAUUAACCGUCUCAACCACGGCUCCUGGUUUGCUUUUGGCUGUGUCCAGCUCGAACUCCAGAAAUGGCAGGAAGCCGUUGAUUCUUUCACCCGUUGCGUGCAACUAGACGACACCGACGGAGAAGCCUACAGUAACCUGGCAGCGUCCAUUAUGCGCAUGCCAGAGGAAGAGCAGAAGUUCGAGAUUACGAUCGAUGAAAGCACCGGUGAAGAAACCAAGAUCGAGUCCGACCCCUACAAGCGGAAGCGCGAGGCUCUCGCUGCCCUCCAGCGCGCCGCUCAACUCAAGAACACCGAUGCCCGAAUCUGGGACAAUGUCCUCACAGUCGCAGCAUCAAUCCCACCUCCCUCAACACCAUUCCGCGACGUCAUCACCGCUCAGAAGCGCAUCAUCGAACUCCUCGGCUCAAAGAAGGGCGAAAAGUGCAUUGAUGGACCUAUUCUGGCUGUCCUCGUCGACUUCUUGAUCACAGCUUUCGAUUACGAGUCUCUCCUCAUCGAAUCAGACUCCGGCCCCGUCGUCCGAACUGGUACAAUCCCGGGCCAAAUCCUCUCUCUUAUUGAUGACAACGUCGUCCCUCUCAUCACACACUCCUCCGCCCUCUGGCUCCUCGUCUCCCGAGUCGAGAUGUUCCGCCACCGACCCGGCCGGGCUCUUGAAGUCCAGGAAAAGGCGUGGCGAGCUGCUGUCGCCGCUUCUGCGCAGGGCGCUUUCCAGAUGGGUGAUGAGAAGCCCUGGUUGGAGGUUGUCCGCGCUACUGAGAGGCUUGUUCGUGAUGGUUAUGCGAAGUACGGUCCAAUGGAUCGUGAAGGUCAAGAGGGGGCUGAUGGGGAGACGGAAAUGGUUGCUCCGGACUGGCGGUUUAAGGCUCGGAGUGCUAUUAGAGGAAUCCUGGGCAAAGGCAAGGACUUCUGGGUGGACUCUGAUGGAUGGAUGAGGUUGAAGGAGUUGCAAAAUGAGGUCACUGGCAACUGA
Penicillium argentinense is the source of this 2796-nucleotide messenger RNA. RefSeq lists its product as uncharacterized. The coding region runs from base 1 to 2796 and encodes 931 amino acids. Gene Ontology annotation, molecular function: protein binding. Lineage: Eukaryota; Fungi; Ascomycota; Eurotiomycetes; Eurotiales; Aspergillaceae. The record is from RefSeq and is a predicted model, not a curated record. The transcript has a single exon.